This is a messenger RNA of Cooperia oncophora, 918 nucleotides long. The record is from the annotation of a GenBank genome assembly. Lineage: Eukaryota; Metazoa; Nematoda; Chromadorea; Rhabditida; Trichostrongylidae.
AUGGGUCUUCGAAUAACGUCCAAACUGUUCUUAGCGAUUCUCUACCAUGCUACUGAAUUAUUUGUGCCAGCUACUGAGAAGAAAUCACAGAAGUCGUUCCUGCCACAGUAUCUAGACACGUGGAUGCACAAGGGAGAACAUCUUUGGAAGGAAGCGGAAAUUCCAGACACUAUGGAAAACUCGGAGUCUUUACACAUCAACAAGACACUUGAAUCUAGGCUACGUAAAUAUAAUGCUUCUGUCGGAGAAAGAAUAGUGUCGUUGAGCCAAAGCUGCAAGCUCUGUGCGCACCUGAGGAGAGGCCUGUCUCGACGCCAACACUCAACACGCAUCAUUCAACGCGGAAGCCAACACUUCGGCAAAGCCAGCCGACGUGUUGGCUUGCGUUUGAGACCCAUUUUGAAUCCCUUAUUGACUAUUCCCUUGUCGUUCAUAAGUAAGGUUGCUCAUGUCAUAAGCGGUCUACCGGGAUACUUCAACCUAAGCUUCAUGAAAUCUGAAGCACUUUUCAGGUGGACCCAGUCUUCAAUAACACCCAUACCGGAAAAAAGACCAUAUACGAAAGCUGAGAAUUUCAGACCGGAGGCAACGGUCACGGCGAUGGUGCAGGCGCUCAAUGACUGGACCGAAAAAUGGGAAGGGUUGGGAACAGUCCUCGAACAUGUUUUUUGCCUGGGAGGGCUUUGUUGUGCGGGUUCACUCGUUCUUUUCAAAGCCAAUAGUUGUGUCCACUGGUGGCGUCACGAAGACGCAUCUGCGCCACGGAACGCAUUCGAUAUAGUAGUUGAGUGGUUGCAGCAAUGGGAUUUGCCACUCUUUGAUGUGAAACCGAGUGUACUACACUCAGGAUAUAACGUUAGGCACCGCUGUGGCAUGAACGGCACAGCUUUUAGAAGGGCACGUGAAUUGACGAUAUAA